This is a messenger RNA of Pieris macdunnoughi, 300 nucleotides long. NCBI's taxonomy places the organism in Eukaryota, Metazoa, Arthropoda, Insecta, Lepidoptera, Pieridae. The record is from the annotation of a GenBank genome assembly.
AUGCAUUUUAAGUUUUACUUGUUCUUUGCUGUGUCCGUUAUAUGCAUGUAUAACGUGAAAGCAAUGCCGAGGGAUAGCAGCGUGUUGAAAACAGAUGCUGUAUCUGGAAUUCCGGAAACAAAUUUACUAAAAGACAAAGAGCCUACUAAGGAAAGUGUAGUCACUAUACCAGGCCAGGUUCUAUGCAAGUAUGAUAAAGGAUCCGAAGAACCAUCAGAGGACGUGGUCUGCCAGGAACAUUGCUUACCCAAAGGUUACUCGUACGGGAUUUGUGUCAGUGGAAAAUGUAGUUGUAUUUAG